Messenger RNA from Trichechus manatus latirostris (Florida manatee), 4859 nucleotides. RefSeq names its product origin recognition complex subunit 3 (gene ORC3). Gene Ontology annotation, molecular function: DNA replication origin binding. Bases 103 to 2241 code for a protein of 712 amino acids. NCBI's taxonomy places the organism in Eukaryota, Metazoa, Chordata, Mammalia, Sirenia, Trichechidae. The record is from RefSeq and is a predicted model, not a curated record. The transcript has 20 exons. Gene Ontology annotation, cellular component: nuclear origin of replication recognition complex; nuclear pre-replicative complex; DNA replication preinitiation complex. Gene Ontology annotation, biological process: DNA replication initiation; DNA replication.
CAAUCAAAGACUCGCAUGGCCCGCCUCUAACCUCUGCCCUUUUGCCGCGAGGGCACGCGGGAAAUCCUGAGUGCAUCUGGAAUCCCGAGGGCGGCUAAGACGAUGGCCACCUCGUCGGUGUCCAAGGGCUGCUUUGUGUUUAAGCCAAAUUUUAAGAAGAGAAAGAUCUCUGUGCCAGUAGAGGACUAUUUUAAUAAAGGGAAAAGUGUGUCUGAAGACAGUAAGCUCCGAUUUGAAACUUACCAGCUGAUAUGGCAACAGAUGAAAUCUGAAACUGAGCAAUUACAAGAGGAAUUAAAUAAAAACCUGUUUGACAGUCUAAUUGAAUUUCUGCAAAAGUCUCAUUCUGGAUUCCAGAAGAAUUCAACAGACUGGAGCUGUCAAAUAAAACUCAGAGAAAUUCCAACUGCUGCACUUGUUCUAGGUGUGAAUGUAACAGAUCAUGAUUUAACAUUUCGAAGUCUAACAGAGGCCCUUCAGAAUAAUGUCACACCAUAUGUAGUUUCAUUGCAAGCUAAAGAUUGUCCAGAUGUGAAGCAUUUUUUGCAAAAGCUGGCCUCACAAUUGAUGGACUGUUGUGUAGAUGUGGAAUCCAAAGAAGAGGAGAGUGUUCAGGUCACCCAGAAAAAGACAUAUUAUUCAGUGGGUUUCCUUUCCAGUUGGUAUAGGAAUGUCACACAGAAGACAGACCCAAAAUUGCCAAGCAAAAAAAGGACUUUGUCUAGCGAAUGGCAGUGUCCUCCUGUUGUGCUUAUCUUGAAGGAUAUGGAAAGCUUCACCACAAAAGUGCUUCAAGACUUCAUAAUUAUCAUCAGUCAACAUCUACAUGAAUUUCCACUAAUACUCAUUUUUGGAAUCGCCACAUCUCCUAUUAUCAUCCACCGGUUGCUUCCUCAUGCAGUGUCAUCACUAUUGUGUAUAGAACUAUUCCAAUCUGUGUCUUGCAAGGAGCACCUGACUAUAGUACUUGAUAAGCUACUUCUUACAACUCAGUUUCCCUUUAAACUAAGUGAAAAAGUGUUACAGGUUCUAACCAACAUCUUUUUGUAUCACGAUUUCUCAAUUCAGAAUUUUAUAAAAGGACUUCAGCUUUCUCUAUUAGAGCAUUUCUAUUCCCAACCACUCAGUGUUUUGUGCUGUAAUCUCCCAGAAGCGAAAAGAAGAAUAAAUUUUUUAUCACACGUUCAAUGUGAAAACAUCCGACGUCUUCCAUCCUUUAGGAGGUAUGUGGAAAAUCAAGCUUCAGAGAAGCAAGUUGCAUUAUUGACCAACGAAAGAUUUUUAAAGGAAGAAACACAAUCACUAUUAGAAAACCUGCAUGUUUACCAUACAAAUUACUUCCUGGUUCUGAGAUGUCUUCAUAAGUUCACCUCUUCUCUUCCCAAGUACCCCUUGGGUCGACAGAUCAGAGAGCUGUACUGUACAUGUUUAGAAAAGAACAUAUGGGAUUCAGAGGAGUAUGCAUCAGCCUUGCAGCUGCUGAGGAUGUUGGCAAAGGAUGAGCUGAUGAUCAUACUUCAGAAAUGUUUGGAUGUCUUUAAAUCGUCUUCUGGAAAGCAGUUUGGCAGCACAGCAAAGAGAAUAGAGGAAUUCCUGGCCCAGUUUCAGAGCCUUGAUGCGGAAGCCAAAGAGGAAGAAGAUGCUUCUGGGUCACAGCCAAAGGGGCUUCAGAAGACAGACCUCUAUCAUCUUCAGAAGUCCUUGCUGGAAAUGAAGGAGCUGAGAAGAACGAGUAAGAAGCAAACCAAGUUUGAAGUACUCAGAGAAAAAGUUGUGAACUUCAUUGACAGUCUGGUGAGAGAAUACCUUUUGCCUCCAGAGACACAGCCUCUGCAUGAGGUGGUGUACUUCAGUGCUGCCCACACCCUCCGAGAGCACUUAAAUGCUGCUCCGCGAAUAGCCCUCCACACUGCCCUCAACAACCCUUACUAUUACCUCAAGAAUGAAGCUCUGAAGAGUGAAGAAGACUGCAUUCCAAAUAUCGCACCAGACAUCUGCAUAGCAUAUAAACUGCACCUAGAGUGUAGCAGGCUAAUCAACCUUGUGGACUGGUCAGAGGCCUUUGCAACAGUUGUGACAGCUGCUGAAAUGAAUGCAAAUUCUACAGUCUCGGAAGAAAUGAAUGAAAUUAUCCAUGCUCGGUUUAUUAGAGCCGUUUCUGAGCUAGAACUUUUAGGAUUUAUAAAACCUACCAAACAGAAGACUGACCAUGUGGCAAGGCUAACAUGGGGAGGCUGCUAGAAGGCAGAUGAGUGAAGCCAAAGGAAUCACGUUUAGUUUAAGAGAAAAAGGAGACUAGUCAUAUUUACAUCACUAUAGGAGUUUAUUUUGGUGAGAAUGUGUAAUCCCACAUGAUGUUUAACCAGAAAAUAGCCAUGUGUUAACCCCAAAUGGGUGUAUAUCAAAAAUCUUUGGAAUACUUCAGAAUCCAACAAAUAACACUCUUACAUUGUAACUAAAAGCUCUCUCACAUUAUUGCUGUAACUUUCAAAAAGUCAGUACUAAAUUAUGAGUGAAUUGUUCUUGAGCAUAUGUAGUGUAUAAAUAUAAUAAAUUCCUUUACCUGGGAGAAUAAAUUAAUUAUUUACAAUUGGUUUAGCAGUUCUCAUUCCUCCUCCCCCAAUUUCUAGCGUUGGCAUUCCUCCUUCUAGUAAGCUGUACAGUAAGUAACAUGAAUAUCCUACAGGUUUAUUUCUCCAGGUGACAAGAUUCUGACUUGCCUCUGCCUCCCCAUUUCCUUCAGUCUUAGCAGCUUAAAAGGUCACAAACUUUUUCGCUUUAUCCUUAAAGGCAGUAAAUGUUCUACUUCAGGAUGGCCCAUCAUGGAGUAUUAGAGCCUUUAGAAGUCACAUUCCAGAGUGAGGCCCAAGUUAAAUGAUAUUUGGAUGUCUUCUUUGGCCAGAACUCAUUAAGACAUCAUGAAACAAGGAUACCUAAGGUUCAGUAUUUAAUGUUUUACUACCAAGAAAAUUCUGGAGCUUCUCUUUAAGGCUACUCACUAACAUAUGAAAAUUACGAUGCAGAUAUAUAGCUGGGGGAUAAAAUCCAAGUCCAGUAAAAUUGCUUUAGUUAGUAAACCUUAGGAUAUAAUUUGUUUUUGUGUGUGAGUUUUGUUUGUUUGUCUUUAAUGACAAGAUAAAUGUAUAACUAAAACUCAGUUCUGGAGUAUAAAAGGAGGUAUCGGGUUUAGACUAAAGAAUAUCCUAGACCUCUGGCAACAUGAUGGGCAGAAAUAACAUUAAUAGAUAAUUGCUACACACACCCCCGCCAAACCACCACCACCACCACACACAUAAAAUCAAGGACAUCCAGGGUACCAGAAACAGUCAACUGCAAGCCAGGGCAGAAAGUACCUAGUCCUGCAAGGAUAGAAGUGGCCCUGUGCCCUCAAACGGUAAGGAGCUGAAACAGACACCUUGCAUUAAGUUGAAGUCCUGCCCUCUCUGAAUACAGGAGAAGGAACAUUUCUUCCCAAGAAAGAAGCAGGACAUUUGUCUCUUCCCAGGGCUCUGUAUCAGAGAAAAAAAUAUCCAGGAUCCCUUAGGAAAUCAAAAUCCCAGCCUAUGCCACAAACAGAUGUAUGGUCUGAAACUCUACAAGCUACAUGAUGCAAGAACCACAAGUAAAUAAAUUAACAUAAAAACUUAUGCUACACUAGUUGAAACCACUCUGAACACAUUCAUAAUCCCAGAUGUUAGGAUCUCCCACAUUCUUGGUACUGUGACCAUGUACUGAGCCACAAAGCAAAUCUCAACAAAUACUAAAGAAUCAAUAUCAUACAUACUACAGUCUCUGACCACAAUGCAAUUAAAUUAGAAAUCAAUAACAAAAGGGUGAGGAGGGUACACACUAAGGGUAUAAAAUCAAGAUACAAAUUGUAAAAUUGCUGGACAUCAGUAACAUGUUAAUAUGGCAAAGUAUGUUCAGACUUUAAAACUUUCUUAGCAACUUACACAUUUGUAGUUCCAAACAUAUGUUUGGAAAUUUUUAAAUACUUCUAAAUAUUCAUGAUUAAAAGAAGAAAUCCAUUUCAUUUUUCAAAGGUAAGACUGUGAACAUAAAAAAAAAUCUACAAAUAAGGUUCUGAAAUCACAAAACAUAAAAAUCAGUAGUAGCCCUACUUAAACUACCAAUUCAAAAUUAUAAUUUUUACAAACAUAAUUUCAAUGAAAACUGGUCAUCUUUGAAGAAAUUCAUAAGACCUUCUAGGAGAAAAUUAUAGAACUUAAUUAAAAGAGUAGAAAAAGACCUAAUAAAUAGAUGUUGAUAGAUUAGACUCAUUGUCAAAAUGUCAGUUCUUCCCUAAAUAAGUCCAUAAAUAUUGUGCAGUUCCAGUCAAAACCCCAACAAGGUUUUUCCACAAAUAAGAGACUGCAGAUCGUAAAAUUUAUAAGCAAAUAUCGAGACAAUUUUAAAGAAAAAAUUAACGGGAGAAUGUGUCUUAACCAGAUACCAUGACUUUUUAUAAAGGUAUAGGAAUUCAAACUGUGUGGUUUUUGCCGUAGGGACCAACAGAUCAGUGGAUCAGAAUAGAAUGCAAAAACAGAUAUGGGAACUUGAUGUAUAACACAUCUGUGGGAAAUGUUUCAAUAAAUUAUGGUGGCACAGUGGGCUAUCCAUAUGGAGAUAUCCAUAUCCCUAGUUCACCUCAUACAAAAAAAUUAUGUGGAUUAAAGUUCUAAUGGGAAAAAGCACACUUUAGAAGACAGUAUAUUUUUUUUUUAUAUCAAGGGUGGGAAAAGGUUUUUGUUUAUGUCUGUAUACAUACACACAUCAGAAAGCACAAAACCAUAACUAAAUUUGGAUACAUUUAAAUUAACAGCACUACCUAUCAAGAAAAUGACCAAAAAAAAAAAAAA